This is a messenger RNA of Dicrocoelium dendriticum, 541 nucleotides long. The record is from the annotation of a GenBank genome assembly. NCBI's taxonomy places the organism in Eukaryota, Metazoa, Platyhelminthes, Trematoda, Plagiorchiida, Dicrocoeliidae.
CAUGAUUUCCGGACCUAUAUCAGUUGACUUCUGCAAUCAGGCACAGUUAUGGAUGGCUGAGGGAUUUGAUAUCAUGUAUAGUUCAUGUCGGCUGCAAAGCACAGGCCGCUUUGAUAUCAAUGGAAUGAAGACUGCACUAUAUCAGUUGAAGCUAAAAAAAAUCUUAUAUACGAUGGAUGCAAAUUCCUAUAUAACUCAAGUUACCAAAAUGAUAGACGCAUUUAACAGGCCCUUCCCAAAUUGUCCAUUCAACGGAUUUAUCUUUCUGAGCUGAUGUAAGUUAACUGGACUUUUAUAACCUAAUCACACUGUAUUUCAGACAUCUCUUGACACAUCUGUCAUAGCUUACGUAGGCUUGAUAUAUCAUUGAAUGACGCAAACGAAACCUAUAGAUCAUCAGCAAAUUACAAGCUGGCCAACAGAAUGGCUUGUGAAAGCGCUUGGUUGUCACUCCUCCCAAAGUUGACAACCCCAGAACGGUUUCGUUAUUUCUCAGACUACUUAGACAGCGGUAGUCUGAGCUGGGAGUGAAAUUAUUGCC